This is a messenger RNA of Symbiodinium natans, 1074 nucleotides long. The record is from the annotation of a GenBank genome assembly. Lineage: Eukaryota; Dinophyceae; Suessiales; Symbiodiniaceae.
AUGGUGCGGCCGCUGGCGCUGGCGGUGCGGACCAUGGGAGGCCCCAUCAUGGGUCAGUUCAAAUACCUCGGAGGCGCGCGAGCAGGGGAUGGAACUAUCUAUGGCAUUCCGGGCCACGCGAAACGGGUGCUGCGAAUCACGCCUUCCACGGGGGAGAUCCGGCACAUUGGACCCAGGCUGGAUGGCAAGUUCAAGUGGUUGCGGGGCGUGCUGGCCGGCGACGGCUGCAUCUACGGCAUACCCUCCCACGCCGACACGGUGCUGAAGAUCGUGCCGAGCACAGGGGAAGUCCUGCAGCUCGGCAGAGUGCCAGCAGGCAGGUGGAAGUGGCACGGUGGUGUGUUAGGCACGGAUGGCGCGAUCUAUGGCAUCCCUUGCAAUGCUCGAGGGGUGCUGAAGAUCAUCCCGGAGACCGGCGAGGUGACGAUUCUGGGAGACCUUCCCGAGGGCCCCAACAAGUGGUACGGUGGGCUGCCAGGCAACGAUGGCUGCAUCUAUGGCAUACCGUACAAUGCGCGGCAGGUAUUGAAGAUCGUCCCGGAGACCGGCGAGGUCUCAACACUGGGUUCCCUCCCCAAGGGCAACUGGAAGUGGCACGGUGGCGUCGUGGGCCCCGACGGCGCUGUGUACGGCAUCCCCUCUCAUGCCCGCAGCGUGCUGAAAAUCGUCCCGAAGACAGGCGAAGUGUCGUUAUUGGGGGACUUCUCCGAGAUGCCCUACAAGUGGGGUGGCGGCGCUGCGGGAGACAGCGCCGUGUACGGCUUCCCGAGCAACCAUGACGCGGUGUUGAAAAUCGACACCGCGACCGAGGAGGUGUCCCUGCUGGACGGGUUCCGCCAACCUGGCAACUCCAAGUGGCAGGGAGGAAUGCGCGCCAAAGAUGGUGCGAUCUAUGCAGUGCCUGACCGCGCGAAGGCGGUGCUGCGCCUUUCGCCCGACGAGGACCGCGCCGAGGUGGUCGGCGGCCCAUUCGAAGGAUGGUUCAAGUGGCAGGGGGCUGUCAUGGCCGAGGAUGGAAGCAUCUAUGGGCUGCCCAACCGCGCCAAGACGGUGCUCCAGAUCUGUCCCGAGUGA